Molecule: messenger RNA, 1418 nt
Organism: Stegostoma tigrinum
Lineage: Eukaryota; Metazoa; Chordata; Chondrichthyes; Orectolobiformes; Stegostomatidae
Product: interleukin-15-like
Exons: 9
Coding region: 839-1390 (183 amino acids)
Biological process (GO): positive regulation of tyrosine phosphorylation of STAT protein; positive regulation of cytokine production; immune response
Cellular component (GO): extracellular region
Molecular function (GO): cytokine receptor binding; cytokine activity
Source: RefSeq, a predicted model, not a curated record
AGAGUUCACGAGAAAAGCCCUUUCCCGCGUCCAGAUAUCCUUCUUUGCUCUGAAGAAGGAUCACCGGACCCGAAACGUUAACUCUGAUUUCUCUGCACAGAUGCUGAGCUUUUCCAGCAACUUCUGUUUUUGUUCGUGACCCUUUGCUGUUUCGCUCUCUGUCUCUUUCCCCAUAGGUGCUGCGAGACCCGCUAACUUUGCUUCAAUUUCACAUUUCCAGCGCCCGCAGCCUUACGGUUUUAUUGAGUCAGAAGAGUUCAGGACCUGCCUAUCAGCACUGUGACUGGUGAAGGAACCGGUGGAAGCAGGCACACGCGCAGUUGCGUCUGGUCGCGAUACGUGAUAUUUCAGGCUUCCUCGACUUUGGUUUGCAUUUUGAACUUUCUCUUUCACAAGUGUCUGAGUGGGGGCAGACAGACAAACAGACUGCCGCUGACUACAUACACAGGCUGUCUCCAGCUGCAGUUCACCAGCCUCUUCCUAUUGAGCUGCGGAGCCACCUUGACUUGGCGCUUGUCUCCUUUCCUCAGUGUCCGAGCGGCCCAUUUGUGUGUGCUGUUUGCGUGAGUGAGAGAGAGUUAGGAGCUUGCCCUCCGUUGCUGAAGACCCAUCCUGACACCGACAGUAGCAGCGCCGCCGAGAUUCACAGGAACAGCCGGCAACACCAUGAACACCGGCCUGCGGUCACUGCGGCCCCUGGCGUGAAGUCGGUGUGAAGGGGGCGAAUGAACCCACUCGUGUGCAUCUUCGCUUUAACUUUCUCCAGGUUGUCGCUUAUGCAGUUCGCUCUGUUCACACAGGAGACAGCUCCCCUUCGUAUAAAAAACAGUCACUACUGAUGAGGAGAAGGCAAGUGAAACGAGUUUGUUUCUACUGUUACCUCCAUCUUAAUCUGGACUGCCAUAUUUUCACAUUCAUAAACACUGAGACUGGGAUUUCUCUGCUGUUAUUAUGCAAUUUUGCUGCGUGUCUACCAAAAACAGAUGUACCUCACAAUCAUAAUACAGGCAAAGUGAAGCCAGCAGCGGUGACUGAAAUGUUGCAAAUGGUGACAGGGAUGCAAAAACAAGUGGAGGAAAAACGUAAAGAAGGUCUAUUCCCUCCUAAAGACAUACCUGAAUUACGAUUAUACACUCCUGAACAGAUAUCUAAUGAUUGUUUUGAAACUGCGUUGACAUGCUUCAUUCAAGAACUGAAUGUUUUGCGGUUUGAAUUUGCGCUCGAGUCUUACGAAUUACGAAACAUGAACAGAAUGAAUAGGAAUGCAAAAGCAUUUUCUAAACUUAAGCAGAAGAACUGCAAAAUGUGUGAAACAUUCCAAGAAAAAAAUGCAACACAUUUUCUCAUGGCUUUUGAAAAUCUUCUUCAAAACAAGUAUAGACAAACAUAAACCAUGUUUUAUGGUAUGUAAAUAAUGA